Molecule: messenger RNA, 9948 nt
Organism: Lepisosteus oculatus (spotted gar)
Lineage: Eukaryota; Metazoa; Chordata; Actinopteri; Semionotiformes; Lepisosteidae
Source: RefSeq, a predicted model, not a curated record
UUAGGUUCUAGAUGUCACUAUAGAGGAGAAGCACUGAAGGGCUCAGUGAAGUAAGGCAGUCGGUCUUCUCGCACUGGCAAAGCACCGAUUCAGAUCACAACAUACUUGGGUGUCAGCUGCUACACUGGAAACUUUAAAGCACCUUCUCCACACCCCAAAGUGCAGACCAUCCCAAAUCUCCAGGAAGUUCCUUAAGCGGCAGAAUUGCGGAAUCGUCUUUGCGACGCUUACAUCUCUUCAGGAGAGCCUGCGAGUGGGAUGGGAGGUGUGUGAGCAAGCCGGGGUUGAGAGUGUUCAGCGCGGCAUAGUUGUUGAAGAAGGACUCGCUGAUCACAGCGUAGAUGGAGAUCUGCAGCUAAAACUGCACAGGAUUCGGUAGCAUUUUUUUUUACAGAUUUCAAAUUACUGUAGGAAAUAAAGGGAGGCGUGUGUGAGUGCCGGAGCCGUUGGAUUUGUUAAGAGCGCAUUCGUUUUUUUUACACAUCUAGAUUGUGAUUUUGGAGUAUCUGAGAAUUGGGAUUCCUGUGAACAGACCAUCUGCAGUGUCAAUGCGGCUGUAGUGAAGUAGAAAAAGCAGCAAUUACAGCCCCUAAACCUACAUGAUGUAUGUAUGAAGAUCGCAUAUGGAGCUCUUAAAAAUAAAGAAAAGGCAGGGAAAUGAACUGACCCUUCAUCCCAAAUACAGUCAAAACGUGAUCUUCUUUCAAGAUCAGCUACAGACCUCCUCAAGAGCUGAGCUCCUUAUUAUCAUUAAUAAGCUGUCAUGGAGGGAGUCCACAAUGAUUUCAGAUGGAAAAACAGAUUUUGAUCAAGACCAGCUGAAUCUACUGGACUGAGCAUUCUUGCUGGGAAUAGAAACCGUUCAGUCUUCAGAAAUGGCUUCUUUUAUGAGAAAUUGGACUUUUCUGACCUUUUACAUUUUGCCAAUUCUGACAGCUUCAUCAGCUUCCAGGCAACCUGUCCACAUCAACAAGGAAUUCAGCACUUUCCAUUCUGAAAAUUCUGAAUGGACUUUCAACCACUUAGCUGUUGAUGCAAGAAAUGGGAAUGUUUACUUGGGUGCUGUGAAUAGGAUCUACAAACUUUCCAGUGACUUAAAGGUGCAAGUAACCCACCAAACUGGACCGGAUGAGGACAACCCUAAGUGUUAUCCUCCAAGGAUAGUUCAGCCUUGCCAUGAACCAUUAACCCUCACGAACAAUAUAAACAAAAUGCUGCUGAUAGACUAUAAAGAAAAUAGGUUGCUAGCCUGUGGUAGUCUUUACCAGGGAAUUUGCAAACUUUUGAGGCUUGAGGAUCUUUUCAAGCUUGGGGAGCCAUCCCAUAAGAAAGAGCACUACCUCUCUGGGGUCAAUGACAGUGGCUCAGUGUUUGGAGUGAUUGUGUCCAACAAAGACUCUGCUGACAAACUGUUUAUUGCAACUGCUGUGGAUGGCAAGCCCGAAUAUUUCCCUACUAUCUCCAGUCGGAAAUUAACAAGAAACUCGGAGGCUGAUGGGAUGUUUGCCUAUGUAUUCCACGAUGAAUUUGUAGCCUCAAUGAUCAAAAUUCCUUCCGAUACUUUCACAAUCAUUCCAGACUUUGAUAUUUACUAUGUCUAUGGCUUCAGUAGUGGAAACUUUGUCUAUUUUUUGACUCUUCAGCCUGAAAUGACCAGUCCCACUGGCUCUGCUACCAAGGAGCAGGUGUACACAUCCAAACUUGUCCGUCUCUGCAAAGAAGACACUGCUUUUAACUCUUAUGUGGAGGUUCCCAUUGGCUGUAUGAAGAAUGGCAUUGAAUAUCGGUUGCUUCAGGCUGCUUACUUGUCAAAAGCUGGUGCUAUUUUAGCCAGGUCACUGGGCAUUAGUCCUGAUGAUGAUGUCCUUUACACCAUAUUUUCAAAAGGCCAAAAGAGGAGAACCAAAUCUCCAGAGGAAUCUGCACUUUGUGUCUUUAUGCUGAAAAACAUCAAUGACCGCAUCAAGGAUAGACUUCAGUCUUGCUACAAAGGGGAAGGAACAUUAGAUUUGGCCUGGCUUAAAGUCAAGGAUAUUCCUUGUAGCAGUGCACUUUUAACAAUCGAUGACAAUUUUUGUGGGUUGGAUAUGAAUGCCCCACUGGGAGUAUCAGAGCUGGUUCGGGGGAUCCCUCUGUUCUCCGAAGAGUCGGACAGAAUGACCUCAGUCAUCGCCUACGUGUACAAGAACCAUUCCUUGGCUUUCAUCGGCACCAGGAGUGGCAAACUGAAAAAGAUCAGAGUGGAUGGACCUUCCCAUGGUGCCUUGCAGUAUGAGACAGUUCAAGUGGUUGAAAAUGGUCCAAUUUUGCGGGACAUGGCCUUUUCAGCAGAUCAACACUACCUGUACAUCAUGUCUGAAAACCAGCUGACCCGGGUGCCGGUGGAGUCCUGUGGACAGUAUACGACCUGCAGCGAGUGUCUGGGCUCUGGGGACCCCCACUGCGGCUGGUGUGUGCUGCACAAUACGUGUACCAGAAAAGAAUACUGUGAGCGCUCGACCGAGCCCCGAAGAUUUGCAUCUCAUAUCAAGCAGUGUGUCAGACUCAGUGUGCACCCAAACAAUAUUUCAGUGUCUCAGUACAGUGUACUACUGAUCCUGGAAGCUCACAAUGUCCCAGAGCUCUCAGCAGGAGUAAACUGUACUUUUGAAGACCUGGCUGAAAUGGAUGGGUUGGUGGAAGGGAAUAGGAUUAAAUGCAACUCACCAGCAGAGAAAGAAGUACCUCAGAUCAUUAUUGAUAAAGGAGACCAUCAGAUUGUUCAGCUGUACCUGAAGUCCAAGGAGACAGGCCUGGCGUUUGCAAACACAAGUUUUGUCUUUUACAACUGCAGUGUUCAUAAAUCGUGCCUGUCUUGUGUGAAUAGUCCCUAUCAGUGCCACUGGUGUAAAUAUCGCCACAUGUGUACCCAUGACCCGCGGUCCUGUUCUUUUCAGGAGGGGAGAGUCAAGCAUUCAGAGGACUGUCCUCAGCUGCUCCCAGCAGAGAAGAUACUUGUCCCAGUUGGAGUUGUAAAGCCUAUCACACUGAAAGCCAAAAACCUGCCCCAGCCCCAAUCUGGCCAGCGAGGAUACGAAUGCAUUCUCAACAUCCAGGGCACAGAGGAGAGGGUGCCAGCUCUGCGCUUCAACAGCUCCAGUGUGCAGUGCCAGAACACCUCAUACUCCUAUGAAGGAAUGGAAAUUAACAGUCUCCCAGUAGAUUUGAUGGUGGUAUGGAAUGGUGACUUCAGCAUUGACAAUCCAGCAGAUAACAAAGUUCACCUGUAUAAAUGUGGAGCUAUGAGGGAGAGCUGUGGACUGUGCCUGAAGGCUGAUCCUCACUUUGGCUGUGUGUGGUGUAAAAGGGAGAACAGAUGUACACUGAAACAGCAUUGCCCACAACUGCAGAACCAGUGGCUGGAGAACACAGGGCUGAACAGCAAAUGUACCCACCCAAAAAUAACACAGAUAACUCCUUUAAGAGGUCCAAGGGAAGGUGGUACAUUGGUAACCAUACGAGGGGAGAAUCUUGGCCUGGAGUUCAGGGAGAUAGAGGGACAUGUAAAGGUGGCAGAAGUCGAUUGUACACCAGUUCCAGAGGGGUAUAUCCCUGCUGAGCAGAUAGUAUGUGAAAUGGGGAAAGCGGAGAGAAGUCAAUAUGCAGGAAGCGUGCAGGUCUGUGUGGGAGAGUGCAGACCUGAAUUCAUGGCAACUUCCUACAAAUAUUAUUUCUUUGUGGUUCCCAAAUUAAUGUACCUGAAGCCUAAUCGUGGUCCUGUGUCAGGGGGCACUAUUGUCAACAUCACUGGGAGCAAUCUAGACGCAGGUAGCAAUGUGUCCAUCAUGUUUAAAGACCAGAAGUGUAUUUUUCACAGGAGAGGUGCUCAGUGGAUUACAUGCAAAUCCCAGGCCUCCCUUCAUGGCUAUGGGAAUGUCACUGUGUCUGUACGAGUGGACCGAGCCGAGCUUCAGAAAGACUUGAGGUUUGAAUAUGUAGAGGACCCAAUAAUCACCAAGUUAGAACCAGAAUGGAGCAUCUUCAGUGGUAAUACACCAAUAACAGUAACGGGAACGAAUCUGGACAUCAUUCAAAACCCUCUAAUCCGAGCCAAGUACAAUGGAGUGGAGACUGUCAAUACAUGCAAAAUGCUCAGCUCAACAUCAAUGGUCUGCCAAGCUCCUGAGCUGGCUGUGAGUUCAAGUCACCAGGGUGAGGUUGUGGAGCGUCCGGAUGAGUUUGGGUUUAUUCUUGACAAUGUCCAGUCAGUGCUGUCCUUGAACAGCACCAACUUCAUCUAUUAUCCAAACCCUGUAUUUGAGGUUUUAAGUCUCUCAGGAGUGUUGGAACUAAAACCUGGCUCACCCAUCAUACUGAAGGGUAGGAAUUUUCUGCCUCCAGCACCAGGGGGAAAUGCCAAGCUAAACUACACUGUGCUGAUUGGAGAAAAGCCCUGCACUUUAACAGUGUCUGACACCCAGCUCCUGUGUGAAUCCCCCAACCUCACAGGACGGCACAAAGUUCUGGCUCGGGUUGGUGGGAUCGAGUUUUCGCCUGGUGUGGUUCACAUUUCGUCUGACAGCCCGCUCAGCCACACAGCCAUCAUCAGCAUCUCCAGUGCAGGAGGCCUCCUCAUCAUCUUCAUCGUGGUGGUGCUCAUUGCCUACAAGCGCAAGUCCCGUGAAAGUGAUCUCACGCUGAAGCGCCUCCAGAUGCAGAUGGACAACCUUGAAUCCAGGGUGGCUCUGGAGUGUAAAGAGGCAUUUGCAGAGUUACAGACUGAUAUUCAUGAACUAACUAGUGAUUUGGAUGGAGCUGGUAUCCCAUUCCUUGAUUACCGUACCUACACUAUGAGAGUUCUUUUCCCUGGAAUUGAAGAGCAUCCAGUUCUGAGGGACCUGGAGGUUCCUGGAUACAGACAGGAACAGGUAGAAAAGGGAUUGAAACUGUUUGGGCAGCUCAUCAACAACAAGGUGUUUCUGUUGUCAUUCAUCCGGACUCUUGAGUCUCAGCGCAGUUUCUCCAUGAGGGACCGGGGAAAUGUUGCCUCGCUGAUCAUGACAGUUCUGCAGAGUAAACUAGAGUAUGCUACAGAUGUGCUGAAGCAGCUGCUGUCAGACCUCAUUGACAAAAACCUGGAGAGUAAAAACCAUCCUAAACUACUGUUGAGGAGGACUGAGUCUGUUGCUGAGAAAAUGCUAACCAACUGGUUUACUUUCCUGUUGUACAAGUUCCUAAAGGAAUGUGCAGGAGAGCCUCUGUUCUCACUGUUCUGCGCCAUCAAACAGCAGAUGGAGAAAGGACCCAUUGACUCUAUCACUGGUGAGGCUCGCUAUUCACUCAGCGAAGACAAGCUCAUCAGACAGCAAAUAGACUACAAGACACUGAUAUUGAACUGUCUAAACCCUGAUAAUGAGAAGAGUCCGGAGAUCCCAGUGAAAGUCCUGAACUGCGACACUAUUACCCAAGUCAAAGAGAAGAUUCUUGAUGCGAUUUACAAGAAUGUUCCCUAUUCACAUAGGCCAAAAGCUUCAGACAUGGACCUAGAGUGGCGCCAAGGAAGGGGAUCGCGGCUUAUUCUCCAAGAUGAAGAUGUGACUACUAAGAUUGAGAAUGACUGGAAGAGGCUGAAUAUGUUGGCACAUUAUCAGGUGCCAGAUAACUCAGUGGUGGCCCUUGUUCCCAAGCAAGUUAUGGCCUACAAUUCAGUUAACAACUCCACCGUCUCCAGAACCUCAGCCAGCAAAUAUGAAAACAUGAUUCGGUACACUGGAAGUCCAGACAGUCUGCGCUCCCGCACUCCAAUGAUUACCCCUGACCUUGAGAGUGGGGUCAAAGUGUGGCACUUGGUCAAGAACCACGAACAUGGGGAUCAAAAGGAAGGCGACAGAGGCAGCAAGAUGGUAUCAGAGAUAUAUCUGACUCGGUUGUUAGCCACCAAGGGUACCUUACAAAAGUUCGUUGAUGAUCUCUUUGAGACAAUAUUCAGCACAGCACACAGAGGGAGUGCUCUUCCCCUCGCCAUCAAAUACAUGUUUGAUUUCCUAGAUGAGCAGGCGGACAAGCACAGUAUCCAUGACCCUCAUGUCCGGCACACGUGGAAAAGCAACUGCCUGCCCUUACGAUUUUGGGUGAAUGUGAUCAAGAACCCCCAGUUUGUCUUCGAUAUCCACAAAAGCAGCAUCACAGAUGCCUGCCUCUCAGUAGUAGCACAGACCUUCAUGGACUCCUGCUCGACGUCAGAACACCGGCUGGGCAAAGACUCACCCUCCAACAAGCUUCUAUAUGCCAAGGACAUUCCCAGCUACAAGAGCUGGGUGGAAAGGUACUACUCAGACAUCGGUAAGAUGCCUGCCAUUAGCGAUCAGGAUAUGAAUGCCUACCUAGCGGAGCAGUCCCGCAUGCACAUGAAUGAAUUCAACACAAUGAGCUCACUCAGUGAGAUUUACUCAUAUGUUGGAAAGUACAGUGAGGAGAUUGUGUCUGCACUGGAACAGGAUGAUGCUGCAAGGAAACAGAGACUGGCCUUCAAGCUCGAGCAAGUGGUCACUUUGAUGAGCAUAGACAGCUGAAAACCACUGCCCCGGUGUGUGCUAGGAGAGCAGAAACCGAGCCGUGCCUGAAUGAAGACCUGUCAUCUUUUCACCAUCAGCGAGUUCCUUGUAGCUCAAGCAUUGUAUCACUAUGUUAGCUCUACUUACAGAAGAAUGAAUGGGGAUAGAAGAGCUUGUCGGACUAGUGGAUUUUAAUUAAUCCCCUGGUAAAGUGUUGCCUUGUAUAUACUACUGAUAUAAAAAAAAUAUCUGAACCAACGUUUGGUGUCAGUUUGCUUUGAUUUUUCAACAGAAUGGAGAUUAAUUCUAUAACAGAGGCACAUCACAUUUAGGACAAUAUGCAAUGUCAUAAAAAAGGUAAACAAACCAAGAAUCUUUUGGGAGAUUUACAGGCCAGAAUAAUUUAUAUUUAAGCAUACAGGGAAUAAAGAAAGCAUUUGUAUUGUUAGACCCAAAAAGAAGCAGAAGAGAGUAAGACAAAUAAUGUAUCUGUAAUUUGAAUGGACAAAUGUUUUAAUUGUGGGCGAAACUUUUCCUCACCAUUGUAAGGUGAAAAGGCAUUUGAAUAGAACAGAUAGGAUAAAAAAAAAGAAUUCAGCUGAUGUCUAAUAUAUCCUGCAACCUAAAUUUCCAAAUUUAGAAUUGUGCUGAUAACAAAAAUGGAUAACUUCAAAAAGAAGAUGUUUUAUUUAAAAUAUUCAAGACCUGCAGAUGAAUGUUUGGAAAAGGCAAAUCCUCAGGCAUAAAGACGCUGAACCUGACUCAUUUACUGUAGAGCUGAUAAUGGUAACAAUGCUUGUUUCUUCAUAUGUGCCACCACUGCAUUUUUUGAUGAAGUGUUGCAUAGGUUUGUGAAUAAUGUCCCUCAUCAGUCGAAUGUACCGUCUGUAGUGCUACAGAAGUCCAAAAUUAUGUGGCGAGGACUUUUUUUUUUUAAAUGCCUGGAGAAAAAAAAAGAAAUUGACAACUAAGAGAUGUGUAGUGUACUUUUUUGACAUGUACUGACUUACUGUAUAUGAAGGCUGCAGACUGCAGAAUGGGGACUUCUAAACUGCCACUUAAUGCACAGUUCUGUGCCUAAUUGGUACAAGCAAGUUUUGGAUAUCCCAACUUUGUUGUGAAGAGUUGUAGACUUUUAUUUCACUGGAUGUUCAGUGAGACUCUGGAACAAGUGGACAAUGCUGGCCAGCAGAAAACCAAAGGAGUCUGAUUUUAAAAGAAAAAUAAAGUGCCACAUUGAAAAGAAACAAGAAAAUGAUAUUUUAUUUACAGCCUCAGUGUGUAAAAUAAUCUGCGGGCAAGCUGGCUUUUUAUUUUUGUCCUUUCCAUUUUUGCACACUGUAUCUUUUGCCCAAUCCAGUUACCAUUUUGCACAACCGAAGAAUUUGGAAAGAAAGUGAAUCUCGUCUUUGAAGGUACAGCUUUCUUUGAGGUUGAUAUCGAUCUCAGAGUUUUUAACACUGAAAAGAGCAACAAUACAAACAUUUGGAUGCGAAUAUUGUCAGAUGACAAUAGAGCUGCCCUCCUUUUCUUUUACCUUCAAGCUUUCUUUUGCCUUGAAACGUGCCAGACUUGUGAUGUGAAUGUGUGGAUGCCUCAGUAGAUCCACCUUGGAUCUUUUGGCUUUUUAAGCGCAUGUACUACAAUUAAAAAAAAAAAGAAAAAGAAAAAAAGCCUUGCAAUGACGUGGAUGUGUUUUUUUUUUUAUUUGCUUGGAAGCAUCAAACAGAGUGGUUUGUCAUGUUAUUAUAUUACUCUGUUAAGGUGGAACCUUUAUCCAGUAAUCCAUGUGACCAUUCCAUGUUUUAUAAAAUAUUAGACGCUAAUGUAAGUGGUACCUUAAAAAAAAAUAUAUACCCUGCAUGUUGACUGGAUGUUAUGAAAUGGAACUGCCUUGCAAUCAAAAUAUUUAUCUAAUAUGCUAAAAGCUAAUUCUAAAAACUGGAGUUGGAUUCUCCCAUACUGUUCUUUUCAAUUGUCUUCAAUAUAAUGUAUUAUGAUUAUCAUAUAUCAUUUAUUAACCUCACAGAGAUUUAAUAUCUUUACAGUUUGGUAGACUGUCUUUCUAUGAGUAGACAGCUUCUAUAAAUGGUUGAUGUAAAUUUCUCCAUUGAGAUUACAAGUGGACUGCGCCACAAAAACCAGGCUGAUGGCAAAUAUCCACAGAAAGGAUAAAUGUGCCUUUUAAUACAAUAUAAAACUUAAUUACUACUGUCAUUUACUGCUACUGAUGUAUGGCAGUGUCCUUAGGCCACGAUUCUAGAUUAUGAGCUAUAUGGGCAUACAAUGAGCUUUUCUGCAGUGAGCCUAUGAAAGCCUGGCACUCAUUUUAUGUGAAUAAGAAGCAAAAAAAACAGUUUUAAAUUUAAUGUGGCUUAAUAAAUCCUGCAUAGCUCUUUACGAUAUAUAUUUUUUCUAUGCAGAGGUUUUGUUCUAUUUUUUUUUUCUGUUGAAGAAGUGAAUAUUAGUUCUGUCAACAAGAAAUUACUAAAAUGUAAGUUGCAGUACAUUUUCCAAAGAAAGAUUUUGAUAAGUCUUAUCAAGGAAUUUGCACCUGAUUGCAAUUUGCUGUAUUUAUUGGAAAAGAAAAAUCUUGGAAAACAUGCACACUUUAAACUCUAAUCGCAAACACAUUUUAGUGUUUAUCAAUUUACCAAAUGGCUUUACACUCAUUUAACACAGUGAUUUUUCUUUUUAAAAUAAAUUGUGCAAAUAGCAUAUUGGUGCAAGCUUGAAUGAAGGAAAAAAGUCCUGUAGUCUGUUUGCUUCCCUUAGGAACCUCCAUUAGGCUCUUCAGGUCCCUCUGAGGAAUCUGUAUUGGUUCUGGGGGCUUAAUUUUCAGAGUGAGAUUCUGUAUUGGGUUUGAGUUUGUGUUAUCAUGUGUUUUAUGUUGUUUCUUUUGUUCCAACAUUGCUCUUGGUUUAGGUUUCUGGCUUUUGCUUGUUAAGUGUUUUGUUCUCAUUACUAGUCACUUAGUACUAAGAUAAACACCCAGUGUUAUUUGGUUUUUGCCAUUAAGAUCUAUUAAAAUGUAGUGUUCAGUGUUGUACUACUCUUGCAGGAAAAUGUAAUUGUUUCAUGCUUAUCUACAAUGAAUGUUGUUCAGAGGAUGUGAAACCUUUCAAAACUGCCUGAUAAAGAUUCCACCUUAAACAUUUUGUAAGAAUAUGUCCUUAGAGCUCAGUGUUAUUGCAGGUGUCAAAGAAAUGUUAGAAAAGACUUUUAAUAUUAUGAUAUUUGAUGAAAAAAUUAAAUAUGCUGUUUGGGGGAAAAUGAAACUUGGAAAAGGCAAGCUUCUCUAACUUUGUUACAAUUAAUUGUAUACCUGUGUAUGUAAAUAUAAUGCAUUCCUAUUUUGCAGUCAAGAACAAAAAUACUAUUUGUAAUAUAGAAUAAACUUUAUUAUGAAACAAAA